Molecule: messenger RNA, 2767 nt
Organism: Mauremys mutica (yellowpond turtle)
Lineage: Eukaryota; Metazoa; Chordata; Testudines; Geoemydidae
Gene: FHIT
Product: fragile histidine triad diadenosine triphosphatase
Exons: 8
Coding region: 561-941 (126 amino acids)
Biological process (GO): negative regulation of proteasomal ubiquitin-dependent protein catabolic process; intrinsic apoptotic signaling pathway by p53 class mediator; purine nucleotide metabolic process
Cellular component (GO): plasma membrane; cytoplasm; nucleus
Molecular function (GO): ubiquitin protein ligase binding; bis(5'-adenosyl)-triphosphatase activity
Source: RefSeq, a predicted model, not a curated record
CCUGCCCUGCAGCCGGGCAGGGCUGGAGCAAGCGCUCGUGGGUGGGCAUCUUUCGGCCUUUUCAAUUCCCGGGCAGAUCUAUUAGCAGCUCAGAUGCCUUUCCCGGGAGGCGCGCCCCGCCCCGUGGCAGUUACCGAACCGUCCGCUUAAAACGGGAGCGGCCGUUUUCAACGGCUUCAGCAGCACACGGGGGCUUUCCCAUCUCGCGUGAAAACGCCUCUGCGGGAGCCUGGCCCACGGAGGAGGGUUCGUUGCCACAGGGACUGCGGAAGUGUUGGUAUUUCUGCGGCACCAAGGCAAUUUAUUUUUCUAUAGUGUCAUCUGUGGGGGAUCACAUUAAAAAACAGCAACAAUCAUCCAACCCCUCACCCUAGGUGCAGGAUUGAGAAUCCAGCAGAAUCCCUUCGUCCUGUUCUAGUCGUUUAAAUUAAAAUGUUAUGCUUGGCCUCAGGUGACUUCACUAGCUGUGUAAGAGGUGUCAGGUUGGGUUACACCUUUUAGCAGAGUUACUGCUUCCCAGGAAAGAGUCCCCCAUCCUAUCCUGAAUAUUGGGAUUGAUCAUGUCGUUCCGAUUUGGACAACACCUCAUCAAGCCCUCGUUUGUGUUUCUGAAGACCGAACUGUCCUUCGCGCUUGUAAACAGGAAGCCAGUGGUCCCUGGGCAUGUCCUUGUUUGCCCACUCCGGCCCGUGGAGCGUUUCCGCGAUCUCCGUCCUGAAGAAGUGAUUGAUUUAUUUCAAACAACACAAAUGGUUGGAAAUGUGGUGGAGAAACAUUUCUGUGGCACUUCGCUCACCAUUUCGAUUCAGGAUGGUCCUGAAGCUGGGCAAACUGUGAAGCUGGAACGUCACGACAAAGGAGAAGAGGACUCCCCUGUCAAGUGGAGGUCUGAGGAUGAAAUGGCAGCCGAAGCAGCAAGCCUGAAGAAAUAUUUUCAGUAAAAUCUGAGGUGAGACAAUCUGGAACAAAUCCUGGAGCAUAAGAAAACCAAAAAAGGGACUCAUUCUCCAAGUACUCUAUGACACUGGAUCUGCAGCUAACCAGCUUAGAUGACAUUCCACAUCCAUGAAACACUUUAUUGUACCAUUGGAUAGUGGCGGGGAUGAAUUUCACCUAAGACGACUGACAGACUGGAUUCAACACAACCUUUUGCAUAAUGGCUCAGAUUUUUGAAUGAUGUACUUGGAAGUGACUCUUUUAAAAUUGGCCCCGGGCCUAAACUGAAAUUAAAUAUUAGCAGCAAUAUUUGUCUGGUGUGUUACAUUACAUUUAUCUGGCUACAUUACAAAACAUUGGCUCCAUGUUGUGCCUAACGAUAUUCUGUUUGUAAUGUAUUGUAGUGCAGAAAAAUUACAUCUUUUAGUACUAGUAUGCGUCGCAGCAACCAAAGCUUUGUUAUAGCCUGGAUACGAUAAGCCUGGAGAGUUACCAUUUUGCUAGAUAAGAUUAUUGAAUAAGAAAUGCAUAAACUUUCUUAAGAUCAUACGUUCCUCUCUUACUUUGAAUGUGUCGGUACAAAGCUGUAGGGGCUUAAAAUAGUGCAAUACACUUCAGGGAAUUCAUCAAAAUGUGAAGCUGUUCAUGUGCUAUGAUGUAAGGGUUGUUGCUUGCAACAAAACGUGUUAACUUUGGUUGGUUGUUAUUCACUUGUCGUACUCGCUCAGUAAUAAUGCUCAGCUGCAGAGCUGCUCUGAGGAGCCUCUGCAGGCAUUUAGCUAUUUACUGCCAGUGCAUCACAGAGAAUAUGUGGCUGAAAUGAAGGCAAAUGGACGUCUAAUAUACUGGGAAGAGCCCUGAACAGAAGCACCAGUGGUGGCACUCUUGAACUUUGGGGAAGUUUGGCUCCCGAUCCCAACCUGAGUUUGGUAGCUCAGGUCUACAGUUGUCACUAGAAGAAGGCAGCUUUUGUCAUCUCUUGCCACACAGUGGUAUGUAGGACAACAGUGUUCUUAAUGCAGAAUGGGAGAGAACGGCAGUAGCUCAGAUACUCUGCGGUCGCUGCUUUAAACCACAGCAACCUGUACAGCAUCUUUGCAAUGGGGUUGACAUGGGCCAUCAGCUGUGAACAUACCUGAACUUCAGAGAAGUUCGGAGUCAGAUCUGAAUCAGGAUUCAGAUGCCACCACAUUGACCCGACACUACAUCAAACAAAAUGAAACAUGCCAGAAAUGUGUAAAUAAAUAAUCCCUCUGGGAGUGUCACAGAAGCACAGUCUGAUUUGAGACUUAGUGAAAAUGCCCAGGGUCUACACAGUGCUUGGGCCAAAGUACGGCCAGGACCAGGGAUAAAUUUGGCCCAUUGACUUAUAAACUCUGCUGAGCAAAUACAGAGAGUAACAUCAGGAGCAAAACAAAGGCAUUUGGCUAGCGUCAGGCUUGGCAGAAUUCAUUUUUUUAUGCGUAAGUAUUUUUCCGAUUAUUAUUGAUUAAAAUUUUCCCAGUUACACAGAAUUAUGGGGUUUUAUGCAUUUUUUCAGUAUUUAUCAAUUUAAAUUUUCACAGAUGCAGGAAAUGCUGGGGGAGGAAGCCAGACAGUUAUUUAAUGACAGGAGAGGUUGAGAUUCAAACAGUUAAAACUUUAUAACCAUCAACAUCACAUGUCAAACUGUACAAAGUAAAUAUCCUCAAAUCAAAUUCUGAAGCAGCAUUUCUCUUACUUUGCCUGUCAGUACAUUUUGAUUAUUAGCGAUGGAAAUAUUUGUGUUGGUUUGCGUGUGUACGAUGAAAUUGACAUAUAAAGCUAAUCCUUCCAAGCCUUGCUCUAGUUA